UGUGUUUCGUUGAAUGAGUCGCGCAAGUUAGCGCACUGCGAAGCUAUGCGACGAGCACGCUUUGUUUCCCGGCCGGGCAGCUGCGCUCCAACACUGAGACUUGUACCUGGGCAGGUAACAGAAGCAACAGGUCAUUUCUAUAUGCGAGGGGAGCAGCCGGCACGAACCCGAUUCCAAUGCGACUCUAUUCCAACGAGCUCGACCGCGCAACGCUCGCUGCUCGCUCGCUUGUCGCCGUUUGUCAGUUGCGUGCUGAACUCCGGUGUGAGCGUACGUUGUACGACGUCAAGUCGCGUUAUCGUUACUCGGAGACUUUCACGCGCCAGAUUGUAUUUUGACGACGAGUGAUGUGCGCGAACGCAACACUGGACGACUUUAUUCAAGAUCAAAGUUUGUGACGGUGCAAAUGUCUCCUAGUUUAGAGGGUAUCAUGUUUAACAGGAACGCGAGCGCGAACCUGUCGGCACGGCGGCCGUUGCUCGCCGAACCGCAAAAGCCAGUAGUGGUGCCUCCGCGCGCGCCACCGCGAGACUUCGGCACGCACAGACCUCUGCCCGCGCCCCGGAAUCUGCCGACGGACUACUAUGAAUACCGUCCGGAUUACUGGAAACCUUCGAACGUCGAACUCGAGAAACGAUUACAAGAAGCUAGAGCGCGAGAGAAGGUCGGUUACUUUCAGGACAAAGUAACACCGCCCGAUCUGAGCUUGGAUCGUAGGGAAGCGGAACUCGUCUUUAGAUUCGAUCCUCACGCGUCGGCCGAGUACCUAUCGAGUCAGUACCGUGCCCCGACCGUGCAUUAUGCUAAGCCACCGACGCCGGUGAACGGGUUCGCUAACCGUUUGCCGGAGAGAGAUGGCCCUUUUGUGUUCGGUGUACACAGCCCUAGCCAAUUUCCGAUUCCGCGGCGAGACGAAGAUGACUACGAUUAUUCGGAGGUGGCUGAAGAAAACGGUCAUACCGUGAUACAGGACGAUGUGUCCGAAGACAUGAAUUGCUGUGAUAAAGUAAACGAUUGGGCAGUGCGCGACAAAAAGAGCAGGAGGACUUUGAAUCGAAUGUUUCAGAUAAAAGAUAGACGUAAAGUGAAAUGUGGAAAGAAGGAGAAGAUAAAGUGUGUGUUGGUCGGUGACGGAGCGGUGGGAAAGAGUUCGUUAAUUGCAGCCUAUGCCCAGGACACAUUUCGGGAGGAUUACCAGCCCACUGCUUACGACACAUUUAACGUUGUGGUAGACGUGGACGAUCGGCCAGUCUGCGUGGAAAUCUGUGAUACUGCUGGACAAGACUCGAUGUCAGAGCUACGAGCGCUGUGCUACCCGGGAACCGACGUGCUGAUGCUCUGCUUCUCUGUGGUACGGCCGGAGACCUUCCGCUCUGUGGCUGAGCGCUGGACACGAGCCGUCGCCAGUGUGAACGCGCCCUUAGUGCUUGUUGGUACCCAGAGCGAUCUUGCGACUGACGAUAAAGUCAUACAAGGCCUUAAGGCAAUCGGAGAGCAUGCUGUGACUGAAAUGGAAGCGAGGGCUUUAGCAACUAAAAUAAACGCAGUUUACGUGGAGACAUCGGCCAAGACGCGGAAACAACUCAAAGACGCCUUCGACGCCGCCAUAUUGGCGGGCUUGCCUGUCGUACACGCCAAACGACCGUUCUGGAAGAAAUUGUUAUGUCUAAAUUAAACAUCAAAGACUUGUUAUUAUUUUAUCAAAUGAGAAUCUAAAAUAUACUGCACGAAUUUACGAUAUGUUUGUAAUAGGAAAUGUUUUUUAAAUGUCUUAUAUACUUUUAAAAACUGAUUUUGUAUCUGUCUCAUUAAAAAUCUUAUAAAAUGCUUAAUCUAGUGAAACAGACAGACUUUUCAAUAUGUUUUUAACAAUUAAUGGAAUGAUUAUCUAUUAUUAUUUAAAAUUACUAUCUCUUUGUAUUCGUGUAGUUAUAUUUGUUGAUGUCAAAAUUCUACAAUAAAUUCGUAAGCAAUCGUCGAAGACUGAUAUGGUUAAACUGUCGACCAAUGUAUGGACGUGAUUGACAAUAUGGGAAUUAUCUUAUUUUAAAUAUUAAGCAAACAGCUUGAAAUAUGUCUCAAGAAUUUCCCAAAGCUAUAUAAUAAGUUUUUAAUAUGUAACUAGAAUAUGUGCCUUAUUCAAUAAUUCAAAGAUUUAUAUGUUGUACUAAAAUUGUUGAUAUAUUUGACGUUUUGUUAAUUAGAAUAACUAUUAUCGUUCUCUGUAUAUAAGCUCAUGUUAUAUAAGUUAAGAUUUAAAAACAUCUAAUGAAAUAAAAAAAAUAUCCUUAUGGAU
Papilio polytes (common Mormon) is the source of this 2296-nucleotide messenger RNA. RefSeq lists its product as uncharacterized. The transcript is spliced from 4 exons. Lineage: Eukaryota; Metazoa; Arthropoda; Insecta; Lepidoptera; Papilionidae. Gene Ontology annotation, molecular function: GTP binding; GTPase activity. The coding region runs from base 407 to 1675 and encodes 422 amino acids. The record is from RefSeq and is a predicted model, not a curated record. Gene Ontology annotation, biological process: small GTPase-mediated signal transduction.